Messenger RNA from Paramecium primaurelia, 347 nucleotides. Lineage: Eukaryota; Ciliophora; Oligohymenophorea; Peniculida; Parameciidae. The record is from the annotation of a GenBank genome assembly.
UAUGACAACUUGGAGAGCAUUAAUCUCACCAUCUAAUAAUGUGUCUUUAUUAGAAUCGAAUAAGGAGUCGAUAGACAAUAGAAUUCACACUCAACCUAAAGGAAGACAUACUAAAACUAUUACUUAGAGUACAAAUAUUUCACAUCAGAAACCAACUAUUAAAAGAUUACAUUCAAAAUCUAUAGAUAUUGAUUAAGCAUUUAUCAAAUCAUCAUCAGAUAAUUUAUUAGAUGUAUUUAAAUUAAUUAUUUAAAGGAAAUUAAUGUUAUAGAUGAGAAAUCUCAAUUUGAUUAGAUAAAAGAAAUGUUGAUAAGUAAUUCGAUUAAAUUGAAAAAAUUACAUGAAGA